GGAGAACUACUUAAAGCUGUAGAAAAUCAAACUCACACUCAGUCGUGUCCUGCCAUCACAAAAUGCAUCUCCUCACGCUGAUCUUGGGUAUUGUGCUUCUCCCUGAAGCCUACUCCCUGAAAUGUUAUGAGUGUAUAGCGGGAGCCUCAGGAACCUGCACAGACACAACAAAGGAAUGUCCUUCGCAGUGUGCUGCAGCAAGAGUCAUUUCAUACGCAGGUGGCUCAAAACUUGCUGACAUCACCUCAAAGGGUUGUGCUGUGGCUGAAGAGUGUAUUGAGGCCUCAGUCAACUUUGGAAUCGCCAAAACCGUAAUUACCAGCAAGUGUUGCACCUCAGCGCUCUGCAACGCCCAACCUGCCCCCGAGCCCACCAAAUCCAAUCCAAACGGCAAAAAGUGCUUCACCUGUGAUGGACAAUCAUGCACCUCAACUCUGAACUGUGACGGGGAUGAGGACUACUGCAUCUCAUCAAAAGUGAAUGUAGGAAAUGACAAGGUGACCGUGAAAGGCUGUGCCUCCAAGUUGGUCUGCUCAAAUACAGCGUCUGCACAGUUAUCAGGGGCCAUUGGAGCAGAAGUUAGCUGCUGUCAGGGGAACUUCUGCAACAGCGCCAGCAGCACGAGUGCUGGACUUCUGCUCCUGCUGACACCACUGGUCUCUUUGGUUGUGUUUUCUUAAGUGGUGGAGAUGGCAGCAUCACUGCAGCACGUGGCAAACAGCUUUUCUUCUCAUCUUCACAUGGCCUCAUAGUGCUUACACACCCUUGGCCUUAUCUUUCUACUUGAUGAGUGAGACAGUUUAGCAAACAAAGCAUAAAAUAUAACUUAGUGAAGUUGUGAUUUUUAUUGGUGUCUUGCCUCAAACAGUUUCUAGCCAGCUUCUUUUUUUUUGCAUGUUGCCUGUGGAGACAAUUGCAACUGUCUUGCACAGAAUAACUGUCUACAAUAGCUUUUAUUUUCAUUUUAAAGUAAAACAAGUAAAAUGUGAAAAACAUGUUGAAGCAUAAUGUUUGUUCUGAGUGCUGUGCUUAACCUGAAACAUAUUUUUAAUUUCAAUUAUCAAAAUCAUUCUUUUGAUACUGAUAAAAUGCUCAAUAAAUAAUAAAUUUCUCAACUUUGCUG
Messenger RNA from Epinephelus moara (kelp grouper), 1123 nucleotides. Its product is annotated as urokinase plasminogen activator surface receptor-like. The record is from RefSeq and is a predicted model, not a curated record. Bases 63 to 680 code for a protein of 205 amino acids. The transcript is spliced from 5 exons. Lineage: Eukaryota; Metazoa; Chordata; Actinopteri; Perciformes; Serranidae.